Molecule: messenger RNA, 1077 nt
Organism: Rhinocladiella mackenziei CBS 650.93
Lineage: Eukaryota; Fungi; Ascomycota; Eurotiomycetes; Chaetothyriales; Herpotrichiellaceae
Exons: 5
Coding region: 1-1077 (358 amino acids)
Biological process (GO): butanediol biosynthetic process
Cellular component (GO): cytoplasm
Molecular function (GO): (R,R)-butanediol dehydrogenase activity; zinc ion binding
Source: RefSeq, a predicted model, not a curated record
AUGCGAGCUCUCCGAUAUCACGGCGUCAAAGACCUUCGUGUCGAAAACGAUAUCCCAGAACCUCAGUGUGGAGAAGAUCAAAUCAAGAUAAAGCCUGCCUUUUGUGGGAUAUGUGGAACGGAUUUACACGAGUACUCGUCGCCGACCUUUAUCCCGUCGAAAGAAUCACCGCAUCCAGUCACCGAGGAAUCCAUGCCGAUUGCCAUUGGUCAUGAAUUCAGUGGUGAGGUAGUGGAAAUCGGUUCCAAAGCCAAAAAUCCUUCCAGUUUGAAGGUCGGAGACAAAGUCGCUGUUCAACCUACCAUAUGCUGUUUCUCCUGCGGACCAUGUAAGGAAGGGUAUAUCAAUUGCUGCGACAGUGCCGGCUUCGUCGGGCUAAGCGGUGGUGGAGGAGGAAUGUCGGAUUUUGUCUGCAUCGAUCCCCAGUUUGUGUUCAAGUUACCCGAUCACAUCCCUCUAGAUGUGGGUGCCCUGGUAGAGCCGCUGGCAGUUGCGUGGCAUGCCGUUGACCAGUAUCCGAUCAAAGAGGGUGAUCAGGCGCUGGUCAUGGGCGCGGGUCCCAUCGGGUUGGGAGUCAUUCAAUGCUUGAAAGCACGUGGCGCGAAGACCAUUAUCGUUGUCGAGAUCGCCAAGGAGAGACAGAAUUUCGCAAAGCAGUUUGGUGCCACUCACCUGAUCGAUCCGAGGAAAGACGACGUGGUCAAGCGAAGCAAAGAAAUUUGCCAUGGACAAGGCCCGCAUCUGGCUUUAGACGCAGCGGGCGUUCCAGCAAGUAUCAAAUCGGCCGCCCUCUCAGUCAGAGCAAGGGGGACCGUGGUGAAUCUGGCCAUUUGGGAAAAAGAGAUCCCAUUUCAACCCAACAACCUCGUAUUUGGAGAAAAGAAGUAUCUCGCCAUUCUCGGCUACCUCAAAGAAGAUUUUGUCGGAGUUAUCAAGGCCCUUGACAAUGGGAGCCUGAAGCCUGAAGGGAUGAUCACCAGUAAGAUCAAAAUCGAUCGAGUCGUCCAAGACGGCUAUCGUGCCUUGAUCGACGAAAAGGACAAACAUGUCAAGAUCCUUGUUGAUUGCAGAUCAUGA